AUGCUAUCAAAUACUACGAUCCCUUCAUCAAUUCUACUGCUCCCGCUGGAACUCGUCCUCGUGAUAUUCAACUAUGUGAAUGAUUAUUCCCAACUUUUGAAACUUCGUGCAGCAUUCCAACAUCACAAGAACCUCUCGGGACUUGUUGAAUGCAUUGACUCGAUUGUCUUUGCGAAAAUCGUGGUUUCUUCGGCUGAUGACCAUCGACAUAAUUUGCAUAGUUUUGUUAGAUGUGAUCUGUUUAAUUUGUCUACCAGUAAUGAUGACACCCAACCCUCCAUGAUGUGGGUGCAUACCACAAAAGAACGAAAUCUAUCAAAGAUUAUUACCACGAAUCAAACUUGUCAUCCUUUGUUAAUUGACUUUAGUGACCCCGUGGAAUUAUCACCUUUCAAACCUUACAUCAGAGAAAUAGCCAUCAACCCCACCCCAGUGCUUGAAAAUCAGGGCUGGGAAGAAGAUUCUCAUGAUCGACAACAACAGCAACAUGGCGGCAUGAAAUUUGUGGAGUUUAUCAACAGUUUGCCUAGCUUGAUGUCAUUGAAAAUAAAUCAGACACUAUCCAUGAAUAUCAAUGUUCCAAUACGGCAUUUAGAUAUUGGCAAUCUUGGAAAUUUAGAUUAUUUAAAUCUAUCGCAACUAAGGACAUUGAAAUCUCAGGUACGCCAAUCGCUAGAUCCUUAUGACUUACCAUUGCUAACUGAUGUCACUUAUACUUUACAAAAUCUCAACGUCAAUGGUUUCCAUUGGUCCAGCUCGGGCCAGCUUGAACGGUUGAAUAUCCAGUGUAUGAUCGGUCAAGUAAUCAUCAACAAUUUCACUAACCGAUACUUGCCGUGCCUAAAGAAGAUUUCCAUUACCAGCAAGAUGUUUGCCCAAAGACGACCGAAAUUGUACCUUGUUGAUCCUUGGGAUCUCUCUACAUUGACCCAUUUGACAAUAUCUCAAGCUGUAUUAGACCCUGCAUCACCAAUAUCAAAGAUACUUAAUGGUACAUCCAAUUUACAAGAGUUGAAAUUGGAUAAUGUCGAUCUUAAAUCAAUAAACUACUUGAAUCUUUCAGAAUUUACUAAAUUGAAGAAACUUUGCUUAUCUUCUAAUCCACUACCAAAUUUCGAAGGAAUUGAGUUGGCGGGUCUGGAUCUUGAAUAUUUGGAAAUUAAGCAUUGCAAAGUCACCGAGAUCCCGAAAUUUCAUCAUGAUGGUGGCCAUCCUCCCCUUACUUCACAAUUUCCAAAAUUACAUACUGUGAAUUUUUCAGAUUCGCAAAUCUCCAAGAUCAGAAACCUUCAAACGUUAACCAAUUUAAAAUCGUUGAACUUAUCAUUGGGGAAUAUUUCUGAGGUAGAGAACUUGGAAUCCUUGAUAAACCUCGAAGAAUUGAUCGUUUCCACAAACCAAAUCUCAAAGAUUGAUAAUAUUAGAUUGCCGAAACUUAAAGUGUUAAAUUUGGCUAAUAAUUUCAUUAGUAGAAUUGAGAACUUAGACCAGGCCCCAAUGCUUCAACAAUUAGAUCUCCUGAAUAAUAGGAUUUCUCGGAUCGAAAAUUUGGACUUUGGUUUAUCCAAUCUUGAGGUUUUAUCAUUGAAUAAAAACAAAUUGAUUAAAGAUAUAGGACGCUUGCAACAUUUGAAAAAAUUGAAAAAAUUGGGAUUGGCAAGAUUGGGAGUAGUUACGGGAUCUGACGCGAUCAAUAAAAUCACCAAAGAUAAUACCGAGGUAGAGGUAGAACUUUGGGGAACAAUUUUUGAAGACAGGCUUGAAUAUGGAAGGGGAAAGGUCAAGAGAUUGAAAAGAUAA
Molecule: messenger RNA, 1800 nt
Organism: Saccharomycopsis crataegensis
Lineage: Eukaryota; Fungi; Ascomycota; Saccharomycetes; Ascoideales; Saccharomycopsidaceae
Product: leucine-rich repeat domain-containing protein
Exons: 1
Coding region: 1-1800 (599 amino acids)
Molecular function (GO): protein binding
Source: RefSeq, a predicted model, not a curated record